Molecule: messenger RNA, 2085 nt
Organism: Strongylocentrotus purpuratus (purple sea urchin)
Lineage: Eukaryota; Metazoa; Echinodermata; Echinoidea; Camarodonta; Strongylocentrotidae
Product: histone deacetylase complex subunit SAP18
Exons: 3
Coding region: 47-598 (183 amino acids)
Biological process (GO): negative regulation of DNA-templated transcription
Cellular component (GO): nucleus
Molecular function (GO): transcription factor binding; transcription corepressor activity
Source: RefSeq, a predicted model, not a curated record
UAGAGGCUAGAGAGAUUCUGGAACGAUAAUUACAAUCUUGACAAAGAUGGCGUCUCACGUGGUAUCACGGAUCACAGAGGUCGAUAACAAGCCUCCAGCGCCAGAAAACCCGAUAGAUCGUGAAAAGACAUGUCCACUCUUAUUGAGGGUGUUCUGUAGUAACAAUCGCCAUCACCAGGAACAUGAGUUUUCUAGAGGCACAGUCCCAGCCAAUGAACUGCAGAUCUACACAUGGAUGGAUGCUACAUUAAAAGAGUUAUCCAGCCUCGUGAAGGAGGUCAACCCGGACGCUCGGCGGCGAGGCACGUACUUUGACUUUGCCAUCGUCCACCCUCAUCCCAGACGCAAUCAGGCCUACCAGAUGAGAGAGAUCGGGAUGACGUGCUCCGGGCGCAAGGGACCGGACGAUUCCGUCACCCUGGGAUCUCAGAGUUUCACCAUUGGUGAUUAUAUCGAUAUCGCCAUCACCUUGCCCCCGAGGGGUGGGCUCGGAGGAGGUGAAGGGGGAGGGAUGGGAGGAGGCGGAAGGAUGGGAGGCGGAGGAGGGAUGGGAGGCGGUGGGAUGGGGAUGGGGAGGAGAGGGGGCUGGGGGCGGUGAUGGAUGCAGUGGUACGAGUAGUAGGUAGUGGGUCAACACUCAACAGGAAGAGAGAGAGUCAUGGGAUGGGGACAAGAAGGGUCGGGUGGGAGGUUGAGGUUAGGGAGACGAGGAGACAGUGUGAAGGAAGUUUAGGAAGGUAUUAGCAUUGACAUUGACUCAUGGUAAUGGCAAAAAUCACACAAAUCGUCUGUCAAGAGACGGAAGGCCUACAUGUAUGGCAUUGGAAAUCAUACUUUUCUUCAGAGUUAACGCCUGUGGCUCUCAAGAAAUGAUAUCCUUUCUCAGUCAAGGCCCAAGGGUAAUAAGAAUUUUUUUAAAAGAUUGUUUUAGUAUUUUUGGGGUACAGAAGUACAUGUAAGCAAGAUCUGUUUAAAUGCUAUAAAAAAGGGAAGGAAAAAAGAUGUUAUGUGAAUGGAACAAGCAGGAUAGAAUGUCUUAUAAUUAUGACCUUGACAUUUAGCAAUGUCAUGUACAUUUGGACAUGGUAUGAUACAUUGAAAGUCAAGAAAAUAGAAGAGAUGUAUUAUUCAGAGAAGAUAAAAUCUCUUUGCAAAGACAUGAAUUGAUUAUAGGUGUUGAUACUUUUAUUGCUGCUUACAGAAUUCUGAAUUUUACAUAAUGAUUGAAUGAAGAUUUGAGUCUUGGCUGCUCUAGGCAAUCGCCAACAUUGGUUCAAUCUACUCUAGGGUAUAUUAUUUCAGAAUGAAAAAUCGUAUUCUAGUGUAACAAAUUGUCUUCAAACAUAAAUAUCUUGGAAAAAUUUUGAAGCAGGUGUGAUUCAUUUUUGUUUGUUUACCAAAUGGUUCAUAUUUUAAAAAGAUUUUUACUUUCCAUUCCUCAUCUGUAUUUGUGUUAUGUACCAGCUAUUCAAUCAGUAAAUUUCAUGACUCCAAAACCUUCACUUUAGUGAUUAUUUUUAGUAUAUUAGACAGUGAGGUGUACAAAAGUUGUUCUAGUUCCAAGAUUAAGAGUUUUUAACAAUUCAUAUUGGGCAAGGAUGUUAGCUGUAUGCCUGUGUAUAACAUAGGAUAUUUUGAUGUAAAUUUCAGUGCAUCAUUCUGCAUUUGGAAUAAACUAGGACAUAUAUGGCCAUGUGGCUUUUAAAGUAUUGUUUUAUUCUGGUCUCAGAAAUUUACCGUGAACAUGUAACUCAUCCCUAGAAUAUCUUAUUCUCUGAUGCAAGCCAACUAGAUUCAUAGUCCAGCUUGAUAGAACUGAAGUACAUGACAAAUAGAGUGGACUUGGCAUUUUAACUAUCUGAUGGUCUUUAUUUGUAAUUUUUUUUGUAUUACAAAAAAUUAACGACAAGCAGAAGGUUUAACAUUGUUUUAAAAUUGUUUUAACAUGCCUUGGCAUUUUCACUAUUAAAAUGUAAAUCCUUUUUUCUUUUAGUUCUUGUUUGUAUAGUCACUUUUUAAUACUUAAAGUUCUCUGUGUCUGCAAAUGUUGAGGAUGAUAGCUGUGAGCAUCUACUUGUAAAUAAA